Nematolebias whitei (Rio pearlfish) is the source of this 1483-nucleotide messenger RNA. RefSeq names its product heterogeneous nuclear ribonucleoprotein H. Gene Ontology annotation, biological process: regulation of RNA splicing. The record is from RefSeq and is a predicted model, not a curated record. The transcript has 11 exons. Bases 92 to 1318 code for a protein of 408 amino acids. Gene Ontology annotation, cellular component: ribonucleoprotein complex; nucleoplasm. Gene Ontology annotation, molecular function: RNA binding. NCBI's taxonomy places the organism in Eukaryota, Metazoa, Chordata, Actinopteri, Cyprinodontiformes, Rivulidae.
GGCAACCCACCGCGAGGUUUCAGCUGCAUCACGUAGGUCUGUCAUAGAAACUCCGGCGUGUUGCAUCCACAUUUAUAAAUUGUGACCAGUCAUGGCUGAUGAGGGAUACGUUGUACGAAUCAGGGGUCUACCGUGGUCCUGUUCAGUGGAUGAAGUACAGAGGUUUUUUGCAGGAUGCAAAAUUCUUAACAAUGGAGGUGGAAUUCACUUCACCUACACAAGAGAGGGGCGUCCCAGCGGUGAAGCUUUUGUGGAACUAGAGGCAGAAGACGACUUGAAGAUGGCAGUGAAGAAGGACAGAGAAACUAUGGGCCACAGAUAUGUAGAAGUGUUUAAAUCCAACAAUGUUGAAAUGGACUGGGUCAUGAAGCACACUGGCCCAAACUGCCCAGAGACAACAGGAGAUGGGCUUGUGCGGCUCCGAGGCCUUCCCUUUGGCUGCAGCAAGGAGGAGAUCGUCCAGUUUUUCUCAGGGUUGGAAAUCGUGCCAAAUGGGAUAACAUUGCCGGUGGACAUCCAGGGGAGGAGUACGGGGGAGGCCUUCGUGCAGUUUGCUUCACAGGAUAUAGCUGAAAAGGCUCUAAAGAAACACAAGGAAAAAAUAGGGCACAGGUAUAUUGAAAUCUUCAAGAGUAGCCGCGCUGAGGUGCGGACCCACUACGAGCCCCAGCGGAAGCCUAUGGGCAUGCAGAGACCUGGCCCCUACGACCGGCCCUCUGGUGGUCGAGGUUACAACAUGAUGGGCCGAGGAGGAUCCUAUGACAGAAUGCGCAGAGGAGGCUAUGGAGGAGGACAGUGUGUAUCAGAUGCACGGUAUAGCGAUGGCGGCUCGUCCUUUCAGAGCACAACAGGCCACUGUGUCCACAUGAGGGGUCUGCCAUACAGAGCUACAGAAACCGAUAUCUACAAUUUCUUCUCUCCACUGAACCCUGUGCGAGUCCAUAUUGAGGUUGGUCCAGAUGGGAGGGUAACGGGGGAAGCAGAUGUAGAGUUUGCAACGCAUGAAGAUGCCGUGGCAGCCAUGUCCAAAGACAAAGCCAACAUGCAGCACCGCUACGUGGAGCUGUUCUUGAACUCAACAGCAGGUGGCAGUAACGGAGCCUAUAGCAGCCAGAUGAUGGGUGGCAUGGGGAACCAGUCCUCUUACAGCGGGGGUCAGCUGAGUUCAGGGUACUCUGGAGGGUACAGCAGCCAAGGAAACAUGGGCGGUUACGGUGACUACAGUAACCAGGGUGGAAUGGGAAGCAGUUACUACGGCGGAGGCGGUGGAGGAAGCAGAGGCUCAAUGAACGGACUUGGUGGGGGUUGGGGGAUGUAGUUUUUUUUUUUCCCCCUCUUCCCCUUGAAUCUGUUUUUAACUCAGCGUUCUGCUGGAAGGACUGGAAAUGUCUCACCUUGUAAACUUAGGAUAGUCAGAUGAGGUUGUUUUGUAUACCGAGGGGUUGUUUUCUUUCCUUUAAGGAUUUUAUUUUUUCAGAGAAGU